CACGUGACAUAGCAACGCGUUCAGUAGCAACAAGCGGCAAAACUGUAUGCACACACAUUUUUACCGGUGCACAAUUUUCGUCACAGAAAUGAGUUACGGAGAGAGGUUUAACAAAACGAAUGUUUACAAAGUUCCUUACGCCUACAUGCCAAGCCAGCAAUUCAGGAGACCUGUCCAAAACUGGACUGCUCCCUCUAGCUACAGACCUAACCCCUAUAAGUGGGUGAACCCAAGUCUGAGGUCUGAUGCUGACCAGUACAAGGCUGAUCUUCAGCCGGCAAGGUUUCAGCCCAGACCAGGGCCUAGUGAUUCUGCCACAUUCAUAAGUAGGCCUGCAGAUAGAGCCAGUUCAAUGAAGGGGUACAGGUCUUUGGACUUUCAGCUGGCAGACAGAUUGGGUGAGGGAACUGGUGUGGAGUCUAGAGAAAGAUCUCACACCUCUAGGUCGAGAGACGGAUCUCUUCCUGCUAAGAGAUUCAGAGGAGAGUUCAUUGUGCUGGACAAGUACAGCAGUGAAAGUGAUACCUCCUUGGCCACCAGCUCUGACAGUGGGUCUUCCCUAGCAAGCAGCUCUGAGAUUGGGAGUGACUCCUCCGUGAGUCAGAGUUCCUCUAGCAAUAGCACCGUCCAGUACAGCACUGGCAGUGAAUCAUCCCUAGAUGAUAUUGGUGACUGCAGUGUGGCUACACCAGCUGUGGAGGCAGGGGGGCAUGAACCCAAAGGGACACCAGAGCUGUUGGGAACUUUGUAAGUUUCUGUCUUAUAUUGAGCAUUUCAGAAGUCAUGCAAAUAACAGAAUUACUCUCUUCCAUUUCUGCUUUGUUUGAAAUAAACGCUUGGCACUUGCAGAAUGCAUUCUUGUGGCUUUAAACUAACAUACAAUGCUUGACAU
This is a messenger RNA of Dreissena polymorpha, 892 nucleotides long. RefSeq lists its product as uncharacterized. Bases 47 to 751 code for a protein of 234 amino acids. NCBI's taxonomy places the organism in Eukaryota, Metazoa, Mollusca, Bivalvia, Myida, Dreissenidae. The transcript has 2 exons. The record is from RefSeq and is a predicted model, not a curated record.